CACACACACACCCCCAGGGCCUGUCGGGCCACCACACACCCUUACUGCCGGCCUCUGGGUCCCUGAGACCCUUUAACCUGUGAGGACGUCCAGGAUCACAGGUGAGGUUCUUGGGAGCCUGGCAUCCGGCCCUACCGCACAGCGUGGAGGCUGAGGGCCCGACACCUGACCCCUGACCCCUCUCUCCUCCUCCUGCCUCCCUCCAACCCCAAGCCUGACAUCUGACCUGCCAGAGGAAUCUGGCCUCUGACCUCAGACCACAGGCCCCUCCCUCCCCUGUCCCACAGUGACCUCACAAAGGUCAGCCGCUGCUUGUCUUUCUCCCCCCACUCCCCUCCACACAGCCCCAGCCCCUCUGCGAUGGCCCCGCCGGCUGCCCUGGUGGCCCUCUCGGCCUUCGCGGGGGCCCCGGCCUGGGCCUGUCUCCUCUGCUUCACAUCCUACAGCGAGCGCCACCGCAUCUGCCAGAUCUUCGUGGGGGUGGAGGGCCCGAGAGUGCAGAAGUGUGAGGAGGCCUUCUCCGACGCGUUUAAGGGCCUCCAGGACGCUGAGAUCAAUUACGAUGAGAGAGGCCACCUGCAUGACUCCUUCUCCCAGAUCACCUUCUCCCUCCAGGAGAUAGCCACCGCUCGGGGGUCCUAUUUGGUUGCCUUCCCUUACGCUGCAAAGAAAAUGCAGGAGGUCAUUGCACAGCUUAAAAAAGUUCCGGCCUGCGUCCCUCCCUGCGGGUUCCAGGAGCUGUCCCGGCGUUUCCUCUGCCUCGGGUGCUACUCCAAGGUCUGCGACCUCCCGCUGGACUGCCCAAUUCAGGACGUGACGGUGCGACGGGGCGAUCAGGCCUUGUUCUCCUGCACCGUGGACUUCCAGCUGCCCAAAGAGGAGAUCACCUACUCCUGGAAGUUCGCGGAAGGAGGUCUGCGGACGCGGGACACGUCCUUCUUCCGAGAGAUGCCCCGGGCCCGCGGGUACCUGGCGCGGAUCCGGCCCGUGCAGCCCACGCACAGCGGCACCUUCUCCUGCGUGAUCACCCACGACCAGCUCCCCCUGGCGCGCCUCUACUUCUUCCUCAACGUGACCGGCCCUCCCCCGCGCGGGGAGACGGAGCUCCAGGGCACCUUCCGGGAGGUGGUUCGCUGGGCCCCGCGGGAGGAGGAGGGGGUCGAACCCUGGAAGCCCGGGCUGGGCGAGCUGCUGGCCGAGCCUGGGGCUCUGACGUCCGGCAACCUGUUCCUGCUCGCGGCCGCCGCAGCCUUGGCCUCCGCCGGGGUGACCCUGCUGGCCUGGGCGUUCUUUCUAUGGUACUUCAGUGGCAACUAACCCAGGUAUCUUUCUGUUCCUUAUCCUAUUUCCGUUCCUAAAAUAAAGAAUAUAUUUCACCUCUA
This is a messenger RNA of Pipistrellus kuhlii (Kuhl's pipistrelle), 1382 nucleotides long. It is a transcript of the gene SPACA6, whose product is annotated as sperm acrosome associated 6. Bases 361 to 1317 code for a protein of 318 amino acids. NCBI's taxonomy places the organism in Eukaryota, Metazoa, Chordata, Mammalia, Chiroptera, Vespertilionidae. Gene Ontology annotation, biological process: fusion of sperm to egg plasma membrane involved in single fertilization. The record is from RefSeq and is a predicted model, not a curated record. The transcript has 9 exons.